AUGCAGCCCUUCAGCCCUCUCCUCCUCCUCCUCCUCCCCUUUCUCCUUGAUAGUCUGGGGUCCCGGGCAGCUCCCUCAGCAUCUCUACCUGUGGACUCCGACCUCCAGGGCACAGCCCAGCCCUCUGGGAUGCCCACUGGUGCUGUAGAAAAUUCUCCUAGAGAUGAACCUUCCCCAGGGUACCCUGCACCCACCCCUCCUGAGCCCUCCAAGACACCACCCUCAGCUUCCCCUGACAUCACCAUAAAAAGCUUGCUUGAGACCCCUGGCUCCAACCUUUCAAAUUCUCCAGAGACUCCCACGCCUGAGCAGCUUACCACCUCAGGAGCAAAGUCUCAGGGCUUUUCAUGGAUGAGCCUUUCCACAGCAGCACUCCCCAAAUCUCCUGAGACCCCCAAGCCUGAUCUCUCUGGACCUUCCCAGUCUGGAUUGCCUGAAACCCCAAAACCUAAUCCUUCCAAAUCAUCCCUCCCAGACUCCCCUGACCCGACACCAACUGCACACCACGAAUCCCCUAAAAUCCCUGAAGGAGAUACCCCCAAACACUCACCUGGUGAAGGGCCAAAGAGACCAAGUCCUAGCCCCACCCAACUCCUCAGCUCCAAAUCCCUGGAGACCCAUGACCCUGGCACCACCAGAAACCUAAGUUCUGCAUUGCCAGCACCCACCCACCCUGACCCUGCACACCCUCCCCAGUCAGCACUUCUCAUGGCCCACAGCUCCAACCCCACUGACAUACCCACGACCUACAACCAAAACGCAACAGGGAUGGCUGUGACCGCUGCCUUGGAAGUCACCACUAGUCUUCCCACCCAAACAACAACCCUGUGGGAGGAAGCCACCACUCCCAGUGAGCCAGGCUUUAGUCCCACCCCAGAAGCCCCUGCUGCCACCCCAGCUGCCACCACUGGCUUGUCCACCUCAGAUUUCCUAGGGACCAAAGAGCUGAGCGUGCCCCAGAGCUCAGGCCCCAAGGGGCCAGCUCUCCCUCCUCCCUCAGCACGGAUUGCAGGGCCCCCUGCUCCUCUAGAGCCCUCCAAUCAGGUUGCCAUGCCUCAGGCCCCUCAGAGACACAGCCGAGGAGAGACGGUCAAUACUAUCAUCGUGGUGGAGCAUGUGAAGGAGACUGGUGUGACUCUGGUCAGCCGCCCCAGAGGCUCGGUCGGAGGGGCUCUAUGCCUGUUUUUCGCGGGGACAGGGAUGCUAAUUGGUGUCUUCCUGCUGUUGUGGUGUCUCUACCGCCGGGCCUCCAGACACAGGUCCUUUGCACACCACCGGCUCCAGGACAGUGGGGAUGAACCAGUCCUGCACCUGGAUGCCCCGAAGGACCCGCUGGACCUCUACUUCUACGCCCCGGAUGUGUGGGUGCCCUCGCACAUCGCCACGCAGCAGCCACCUCCCACGCCCCCGCUGCCGCCCAAGCUGCCCCCUCCGCCCCGCGGGCCGCAGCGCCUGGAAGCCCUGUCGCCCGCCGCGCUGGCCCCCAACUUUGUCUGA
Molecule: messenger RNA, 1497 nt
Organism: Acomys russatus (golden spiny mouse)
Lineage: Eukaryota; Metazoa; Chordata; Mammalia; Rodentia; Muridae
Gene: Gfy
Product: golgi associated olfactory signaling regulator
Exons: 3
Coding region: 1-1497 (498 amino acids)
Source: RefSeq, a predicted model, not a curated record